ACAAGUGCAAGUCCCUGGUCAAGAAAUAACUGACUUGCUGAUGUCUACAACCAGCUCAAGGACAAGAAGACCAAGCUGGGUGGCACAUUGGCUCACUGCAUCAACACUGGUGCUGAGAACCUUGACAGCAGUGUCGGCUGCAUGGCCUGCGAUCCCGAGGGCUACGAAGUCUUCGCUCCUCUUCUGGACAAUGUGAUCAAGGACUACCACAAGUUCCCCAUGGACAAGCCUAUCAAGCAUCCCGCUCCCGCUUUCGGUAACCUGAAUGAUCUUCCAUUCGGUGACCUCGACCCAACAGGGGACAUGAUAGUCUCUACCAGAGUGCGCGUCGGUCGCAGCGCCGCAGGAUUCGCCUACCCACCACUCAUUGCCACCGCCGACCGUAAAGCCAUUGAGACGAAAGCCCUGUCAGCAUUCGCCACACUGACGGGUGACUUCAAGGGAACAUACUACUCAUUGGAGACUAUGACACCUGCUGAUGAGAAACAGUUGAUCGAAGACCACUUUUUGUUCAAGAAUGACGACAGAUUCAACGAGCAAGCUGGCGUGUACAGGGACUGGCCCAAGAGCCGUGGUAUCUUCCACAACCCCAAGAAGAACUUCCUUGUCUGGCUGAAUGAAGAGGACAACCUAAGGAUCAUCUCGAUGCAGAUGGGAGGCAACCUGGGAGAGGUCUACAAAAGGCUUGUCGAGGGUAUCAACCACAUGGAGAAAGCGAUCCCGUUUGCCCACAGUGACAGGUUUGGCUACCUGACCUUCUGCCCAACCAACCUGGGCACCACCAUGAGAGCCUCGGUCCACGCCAGGAUUCCAGAACUUGCCAAGAACCCGGACAAAAUGAAUGCCAUAUGUGCACAGUACAGCAUUCAGCCACGUGGUAUCCACGGCGAGCACACAGAGAGUGUGGGCGGAGUCUACGAUCUGAGCAACAAGAGACGUCUGGGUCUGACCGAGAUCGAGGCUGCCACUGAAAUGGCCAAUGGGGUCAAGGCCAUCUUGGCAGAGGAGAGGAAACUCAGCGGGAAGUAAACAACUACAGAGGAACUGUUUGAAGUCACAUUUCCACCUGUAGCGAGACUCGUUUUCAUAAAAAUCAUCGCCAACAGUAAAGAGAGUUAUGAAUGAUAAUUAACGUUUAUUGGUUGUCACGAGAACCAUCAUACUAUUGGAUAUUCGAACAAAAUGGAAAGUCAAUUUACGAGCAAAUGCCAACAACGUCAUUAAAUGUAGCUGACAAUAUUAACUUUAUCCUCAGCAGUGUUGUGUAAAUAAAAUCUACACACUUCUACGGAGUAUUGGAACAAACGUCAACAACUCUCAUAUAAACUCCUCUUCCGUACUGGUAUUGUGUGUUUUGUUUUGAUCCCGGCCAUACAUGUUGUAUCCCACAUUUGAUUCAGAAUCAUAUUGCACGUAUUUAUUUCUGUAUCUUUUAGUUUGGCUUUAAAAAUGACCUGUGCGCAGCAUUUCCUUUUCACAUACACCGGGGCAACUAGACAUUUCAAGACUUAAUGGGCAUGUGUAGUUAUGGAAGAGCUUGUUGACAACAUGCUGGUCGGGAAAGAGCGGACUUGGUUUGUUGAAGAGUGCCGACUUGGCCAUGUUGUGGGAAUGAUAAGAACUGAUCCUACGGCACCAGCACCUUUCUUUUGUGGAAAUGAUAAGAACUAAUCCUACGGCACCAGCACCUUUCUUUCUGAAGAUAAGGUCAGUUGUGGUUUCUGGGUCCUGUUAUUUGAUACGAAGGAAAUAAAGUUCGACCUUAGUUAA
This is a messenger RNA of Lineus longissimus, 1770 nucleotides long. RefSeq names its product arginine kinase-like. Gene Ontology annotation, biological process: phosphocreatine biosynthetic process. Bases 142 to 1029 code for a protein of 295 amino acids. Gene Ontology annotation, molecular function: creatine kinase activity. The transcript has 6 exons. The record is from RefSeq and is a predicted model, not a curated record. Lineage: Eukaryota; Metazoa; Nemertea; Pilidiophora; Heteronemertea; Lineidae.